AUGGACUUCACAUUCCAUCCAGGAGUAAACGGGUCGGACCCGUGGGUAGAAUUCUAUCCAUACUACCCGUCUCGAGAAGCUGGAUAUGCCUUUAUGGCGCUGUUCGGCCUCUCCACGGUUGCACACUUUGUGCUCAUGAUUCCCUAUAAAGCAGCAUACUUUAUUCCCAUGGUGCUAGGGGGUAUAUGUGAGUUGCUUGAGAAGUCAUCGCAAGGCGAAACAUUCGGCUACUACGGCCGCGCCUGGUCCCACGAAUCUCGAACCAAUAUAGGCCCCUGGGCUCUGCAGGAAAUGCUCAUCAUGUGCGCGCCUCCCCUCAUCGCAGCGACCAUCUACAUGUUCCUCGGGCGAGUCAUCCGUUCCUUCGACGCCGAGCACCACGCGAGCAUCCGGCCUAAAUGGCUCACCCCGAUCUUCGUCCUCAACGAUAUCAUCACAUUCAUCACACAGAUAGCCGGCGCAGGCGUGCAAGUCACUGGAGAUGCGCACGUCAUGGACAUUGGCAAGAAAGCUACACUGGCAGGGUUGAUCUUCUCGCUGAUCGUGUUCUGCUUCUUCGUGUUAAUCGCAGCCGUGUUUCAUCGGCGAUGCAAUCGGGAUCCCACGUCUGUAUUGCUUCACAAUCCCAAUCUGAACUGGAAGCGGUACAUGUUGGCGUUGUAUAUCUCGUGUUUUGCGAUUAUGCUGCGCAACUUGAUCCGGUUGAUCCAGUUCGGGUCCGACAAGGAAUCCCCGUUGAACACCAAGGAGGCGUUUAUCUAUGUCUUCGAUGCGGUUCCAAUGCUCAUUUCUGUGGUCAUCCUGAUGGUGUACCAUCCGGGACUAUUGAUCAAGAGAGCACGGAACGCACAGAAGGGGGAGAUGCUGAUGGCGGAUCAGCACGCGAGCGAUGUCCCUUUGACGCAGUAUGCAGGGACGCGUGUGUAA
This is a messenger RNA of Aspergillus ruber CBS 135680, 927 nucleotides long. RefSeq names its product RTA1 domain-containing protein. The record is from RefSeq and is a predicted model, not a curated record. Gene Ontology annotation, cellular component: membrane. The transcript has 2 exons. Lineage: Eukaryota; Fungi; Ascomycota; Eurotiomycetes; Eurotiales; Aspergillaceae. Bases 1 to 927 code for a protein of 308 amino acids.